This is a messenger RNA of Labeo rohita (rohu), 3403 nucleotides long. RefSeq names its product SRY-box transcription factor 10 (gene sox10). The coding region runs from base 345 to 1796 and encodes 483 amino acids. Gene Ontology annotation, biological process: enteric nervous system development; negative regulation of transcription by RNA polymerase II; peripheral nervous system development. Lineage: Eukaryota; Metazoa; Chordata; Actinopteri; Cypriniformes; Cyprinidae. Gene Ontology annotation, cellular component: nucleus. The record is from RefSeq and is a predicted model, not a curated record. Gene Ontology annotation, molecular function: DNA-binding transcription factor activity, RNA polymerase II-specific; RNA polymerase II cis-regulatory region sequence-specific DNA binding. The transcript has 4 exons.
UCCUCACACAACGAGGCUCUUUAAGCCCCGGCGCGCGACACAGAGCAGGCAUUCAGAGCGCGAGCGAGGGGGCUGAACCGACGGACUCUCGCGCUGGGCGGGCGACCUGCUUCAGUGCAGUUUUUCAGAAUAUCUAUAUAUAGACGGCGGAUGGAUUCAUUCUGAAAGAACGGAGAUCGUGUAAAAUAAGCAUUUUAAAAUUCCUUUGGAGGAACUAAUAUAACUAUUUAACAGCAUUGGCAACUGUUUUAGAGAAAGUGACAAUUAGUGAAUUAAAAAAAAAAAAUCUUGUGAGAACAAGUAGACCUAUCGAAGACACCUGAGGCCGCAGAGCGAAAGCACCUAUGUCGGCGGAGGAGCACAGUAUGUCAGAGGUGGAAAUGAGUCCGGGGGUCUCGGACGACGGCCAUUCCAUGUCCCCCGGUCACUCGUCCGGUGCUCCCGGCGGGGCGGACUCCCCUCUUCCUGGUCAGGCGUCUCAGAUGCCGGGCGUCGGUGAUGAUGCGUCCGGCGUUUCCGCCGGGGUCUCGGUGAAGUCCGACGAUGACGACGACCGUUUCCCCAUCGGCAUCCGUGAGGCGGUCAGUCAGGUGCUCAACGGUUACGACUGGACUCUCGUGCCCAUGCCCGUACGCGUGAAUUCGGGCAGUAAGAGCAAACCACACGUCAAGCGGCCGAUGAACGCGUUCAUGGUGUGGGCGCAGGCCGCGCGCAGGAAACUGGCGGAUCAAUAUCCGCACCUGCAUAACGCCGAGCUCAGUAAAACACUUGGAAAGCUCUGGAGGCUGCUGAACGAGACUGAUAAGAGGCCGUUUAUCGAGGAAGCAGAGCGUUUGAGAAAGCAGCAUAAGAAAGAUUACCCCGAAUACAAGUACCAGCCACGUCGACGCAAAAACGGCAAACCGGGAUCCAACUCUGAGGCCGACGCCCACUCUGAGGGUGAGGUCAGUCACAGCCAGUCUCAUUACAAAAGCCUGCACCUGGAGGUGGCACACGGUGGGGCCGCGGGAUCGCCAUUGGGCGAUGGACACCAUCCUCACGCUACAGGUCAGAGUCACAGCCCUCCGACGCCCCCUACCACUCCUAAAACAGAACUGCAGGGUGGUAAAUCUGGUGAGGGGAAGCGUGAGGGCGGAGCCUCCAGGAGCAGUUUGGGGGUGGGAGCAGACGGAAGCUCCGCCUCCUCAUCUGCCAGCGGAAAACCGCACAUUGAUUUCGGAAAUGUGGACAUUGGCGAGAUUAGCCAUGAUGUGAUGGCCAACAUGGAGCCGUUCGACGUGAAUGAGUUUGACCAGUACCUGCCACCCAAUGGGCACCCGCAGUCGUCGAGUGGCACAAGUGCUGGGUCUUCGGCUUCUCCAUACACUUACGGCAUCUCCAGCGCAUUGGCGGCUGCUAGUGGUCAUUCCACCGCCUGGCUUUCCAAGCAGCAGCUGCCGUCCCAGCAGCACUUGGGAUCGGAUGGUGGGAAAACGCAGAUUAAAAGUGAGACGCACUUCUCCAGUGAUGCAGCGGCUGCGGCGGGUGGGUCACAUGUAACAUACCUGCCACACUACAGUGCCGCCUUCCCCUCGCUGGCGUCCCGAGCCCAGUUCGCCGAAUACGCCGAACACCAGGCGUCGGGCUCAUACUACGCCCACUCUAGCCAGACUUCUGGCCUCUACUCCGCCUUCUCCUACAUGGGCCCUUCGCAGAGGCCCUUGUACACCGCCAUUCCAGAUCCUGGCUCCGUGCCGCAGUCGCACAGCCCGACGCACUGGGAGCAGCCCGUAUACACCACCUUAUCUCGACCGUGAUGUGAUGUUCUGUUUUCAUAUCCAGUCGCUGAAGGGUCCAAUUAAAGUGUGACUGAAAAUCAUGACAAACGCUCACCUGCACCACAAUCUACACAGACGGAAAUCUGAGAGAAACUUGUGUGUGUGGAGAUCUGCAGGGAACCUAUUCUCACGUGCCUCAGGCUGAUGAAACCUUCACAACCCGUCACAAAUUCACUCAAUGUUAGAUGAAAUGAAGGAGGCAGAAAUUUGACACCAGUGGUCCUUAAUGAGACAUUUUACCAAAGUUCUGAGACCAAAACAUUACAAAAAUUCAACAAAGCUUGGUGCAGUUUCUGAACUCUUGUUUGGUUUUGCAGUAACACCUAAACCACACAUCGCCCCGCUCAAAAACUUCAACUUCACUCAAAUAGGCUAUACAUACACACAAACAAACUUACACCUGAUGCUAUUAUCUGUACAUCCAUGUGUUUUUUAUUUGUAUGAAUGAAUAAUCUCCUUUUAUUAACCAAAAUAAGGCCAUAUUGUUUUUAUCAACAAAUAAUGAUGUGUUUUUCUUGUUGUAAUCUUUUCUAUUGUUGUUACUCUUGUUAUUUGUGUUGCCAUAACUACACUGAAAAGUCUUCACCACUGUCUAGUGUUUGUUAAUGACAUUUGUGUUUUAUGACUUUCAGCGUGUGUAAAUAUCAGUGCCAGGACGCGAUAAUUACGCGUUUUUACCUAUUACUCCAACCACACAGGCGGAGUACUGUAAUGCAAUGUUUCCGUCACAUCGGAAUUAGCCUAAUUACGAGUUUCCGGUUUAUAAAUGAUCUUUUUUAGAUAACACCGCUAGUGCCUCAGUCCAUCGGCUACUGUUCGUCAUCGCUGAAAAAUUCGAAUUAAAUCACGCGGAUCUAUUUUCAGGGCGCGAACUUUAUCAGCCUAUAGGAAUAUUUGUAUGCCCACGUGACAAUGUAAUACCCGCGUUUUGUAUUUUGUGGAAAUAAUGUCCGUUUCAGAACAUUGCCCGGUUCAAGAUUUUUAACGAGAAAUAAAACAUUGCGGUAUUAUUUCGUUAAAGACAGUCUGUUACUGUAAACUUUAUUUAGUUAUUUGACGUUUUUCCCUUUGGUACUUUUAUAGUUUUCGCCCUCUUUAUUAGUAUUAUUCCGAAACGGCAAACAAACAGCUUUCUUGUUAUAUAUUACAGAAUAUUAUUUAUAUUUGUUGUUUUUGUUCGUUUUUUUUAUCAGUAGCGUUUUUCUUCCUGAUGUUGGAAACUUUGUGUAAUUUUGUGGUGGGUAAAAGUGUUGUUGUUUUUCUUUAUCAGUGUAAAUAGAAGAGAGCAGUGACUAACUUCCCUCACUUUAAAUAAAGCUGCAGUCUGUACAAACUCGUCCUCUUCUUUACACUUACCUGAAUAUUCAUUAUAUUUGAUGUUCACGUUCGCCACCUGUACGAACACGACAAAUCACGUUAGCUUAAAUGCCACGUAUUUACUACUCAAUGAAUUAUUGACUACGUUCAGAUUAGCACACUACAACAGUAGGCUAUUACUUAUCAUUAUUAUAAUGAUAUAAUACAUGUAGAAAAUUCACAACUUCACAAAGAAACAAGUACUAAAGUUAUUUUGAAGUUGAAAGAUU